AUUCUGGUCGGUGGGGGACGUGGGUCAUGUGAAAGACACACUGCACUUGCAGUUCCCUGCACAGAUCUGAGUUUGGAAGACACUCGACUAGAAGAUGGCCUCGCUCAAGUUCGUGUUGUUUCUCUCCGUUGGUCUCCAGGGCUUUGCUCUGACUUCGAGUGCCGCUGGUUUGCAAAGUGUCCCAGACGCCACGAGACUCACUGGGGACGUCUGCCAGGACUGCACCCAAAUAUUUGAACUCCUUGAGGACCUGCUUUCCAGUAAAGACCUGGAGAAAAAGAUGAUAGAUGGCUUUGAGUCUCUGUGCGACCACCUGCCUGCCGCUACUGCCAGACUCUGCAGAGAGGAGGUGGAGAAGAUGCUCCCAAUGGCCAUCAGCUUCAUCACUGGAGUCGUAGACCCGGCGGAGGUCUGCAAAAUCAUUGGGCUCUGCGGCUCCUGUGACAAACAGGAGAAGAUGCUCAGCUACUUUGUGAAGGAGGCCCUUCAGGCUGCCGUGACAACUGAAAAUGGGCAGCCCGCAACACAAUGCUCCUUCUGCAUUUUCCUUCUCAAGACGUUGGAGGACCUGCUGCCUAAAGACAGGACAGAGGCCGUUGUGAUCAAGCUGCUGGAGGAGAUCUGUCACAUUGUGCCUCGCACCUACCGCGACCAGUGUGAGGGCGUCAUAAGCACGUACGGCAAGAUGGUGCUGGACGCCAUCAUGAGAUACGCCACGCCGAAGGCCAUCUGCUCUCUCAUCCACCUGUGUAAAGGGCAGGAGGCUGCGGCUCUCGCAGACCCAUGCACUUGGACAGCAUACAGGUGCAGAGACGUCAACACUGCCCUCCGAUGUGGAACUUUAUUCUACUGUCAGAGAUUUGCCUGGAGGCCACUCGAAGACAACAUGCUCUAAAAAUCUGAGGGUGGGAGUGAACAUGUGAGUCAUCGUCGGUGCCUCCAGGAACGACCAGGAAAUAUUUCUCAAACAAUGAUCACAUAUUGAUUAAAUAUUUGGCCACAAGCUCAAGAAAUCAAAAGAUCAAAUGUAAACAAAGUGACAAUAGUGUUCUGUAUACUUGCCAAUUUUUUAUAUUUUUGAAUUGCGACUUUAAAUUAGAUUUUUGUACUCACUCAUUUCUAUUCCAUAUUACAAUUUUUUUUUUUAAUAAAGUGUCUUUUUGAUGACCUCAGGAGAAAUAUCCCAAUGAAUAUUGUUAAAUGAUGUGUGUAUAAUAUGGGCUUUGAUUAAUUUUCCCAUUAAAGAAGCUUUUCAACAGUA
Molecule: messenger RNA, 1261 nt
Organism: Scophthalmus maximus (turbot)
Lineage: Eukaryota; Metazoa; Chordata; Actinopteri; Pleuronectiformes; Scophthalmidae
Gene: sftpba
Product: prosaposin
Exons: 10
Coding region: 95-895 (266 amino acids)
Biological process (GO): sphingolipid metabolic process
Cellular component (GO): lysosome
Source: RefSeq, a predicted model, not a curated record